UAGUUAAUCUUGCACUCUUAACUUCUGUGGAAUCUCAACUGAAAUAUUAUUAAAAUACUGUGCAAAUAAUUAAUAAAAAUGCAAAAAUCUUAUAAAAAAUAAAGAAAACAAAUACUAAAUAUUGUUAUUUAAUUGAAAUAGUGUCAAACAAACGUUUGGAGGAGGCUGAAAAAUGAUGCAGAAAGAUAGCGUCAUCAGCACUCCAUCCACACCAAAUUCUUCCCUAUCAUCGCAAACGAAUCUGUAUGGUAGCCCGAAUACACCCUCGCCCGCCACACCUACCCAACAGACAAGUACACCUUUGGGUACCGUCACACCAUCUAAUCAAAGUGGCACGGGCUCAUCGGGACAUAAGAACAGCCUAAAGGGUACAAAGUUGGCGAGGAGAGCAAGAUCAUUUAAAGACGACUUGUUUGAGAAGAUAUCCCUAAUGCGUACGCCCACCAAUACCCUGGGGAGAUCGCACUCCCCUCAAAGUCCCAGACAUAAAAAAGCACCACCUACAGCCGAAGAAGUAGCCAAAUCAUCACAGUCUUUAGAUGUUCAUGUUAAGGACAUAUCAAAUGCAUUGAAACAUUUUCGUGAUGUUAUAUCAAAGAAAAAGUUGGAAGUAUUGCCAGGAAAUGGAACGGUUAUAUUGGAAACUACGGCUAGCAUGUUUUCGGUUAUCCAAGCGUACACGUUAAAUGAAAAUAGUGCAAUCUUAGUAUCGGCCACCCAACAAGUCUAUCGAUGUUUAGGUAAACUUAUAAAACUUUGUGAUGAAGUAAUGCUUAGCGAAGAGUCCGAGCAAUGCUCCUCAUUAAGUGAUGACAAUGUACGAGAAAUAGUCGAUUUAUUAGAGGAUGCCGUACGGAAUCUCGCCAUACUGGCUCAACAGAAACUAAAAGAACGUGAAGAAUUGGCGUUUCAAUACGAUACAACGUCAACCGAUUCUCAAAUAUCAACAUCAUCGGGAGGUUCAAAUAACUCACAUAAUUUGUUAAUGCGUCCAUCUGUGGAAGUUGCUGGACAACGUACAUCCCUGCCGGAUAUAACAUUGACACCAAGAGAAAGAGAUACUCUUGAAAAAACAACAUCCAAUCCAAUACGUUCUCACAGUACCGAAAGUAUUUUGCGAGAUACAAGUCCCCCACCAAAACCACCAUUGCCUAAUAGAUCACAUAAUCCUCCACCCUUACCACCAAAGAGAGUCAGUCAAACAAAUCAACAAUCAAUUUAUGAUACCAGCAUUAAUACCGAUUUGGAUCCAAUAGGUGUUGAUCAUCUAUCGGUACGUUCUCGUUCGCCGGAUGAAAAUUCUAGUCAAUGCUCUUUUGAUCAUUCCCGUGAAGAGGAAAUAUGUCAAAGAUUUAAUAUGGCAUAUGAUAAAAACAACACUGAAGCUGUUGGUGGUGGUUUAAAUAAGUUAAACGAACAGUUAAGUGAAAGACAUAUAACCAAAGCAAAAGGUGGAUCCACUGCGAAUGCAAAUAUAGCGGCAACAGGCGAUAUAAACGAUGAGGAUUUGAGUAAAACGGAAUUGCGUAAAGUGAACAAUCAUCGGCACUCAAAUGAAUCGGGUUUUGUUUCCAUUAAUUCUUUUCGCACGUCAACACAAAGCUAUUCUAAAUCGUCCACCAAAUCUAGUAAUUCCUCAUCUGAGUUGGCCAUUAUGACUAGUAAUAAUAGUAUAAACGAUGAAUUCUUUCAAACCCAUCAUCUGACACAAGCGAUUAAGAAAACCUCCUCUGUUUGUAUAUCGAGCACCAGCAGCAUAUCGGAAUCAUCGGCUAUGCGCAUUAGCAAUGAUGAUGAACGCCGUAUUUCGUCGCCGGAUAAAUUCGAAGAUGAGAGAAAAAUGUUGGAACAAUUGCAAGCAAUGACCACCAAUGCCACUACAACAAAAAUGUUAAUACAAAGCAAUAGUUUGGAUAUAACAGAUGAGGGUUUAUUAAAUACCUGCGACUUGCAACCACCAGCUUUACCACCAAAAAUAUCAAAAUUAGGCAAAGAUCGUCAGUUAUCACAAAAUGAUUUGGAUAUGGAAAAUAUUAACGAAUUACCUGAAUUACGUCAACAUGCUGUGAGAACAUACCAGUGGCAAACUAGACACACUAGUCUUAUAGACUCGCGACGUUUGGAUAAACCAGCUGGCAGUUGUAAUGCCAUAAAUAUGACCAGCAGUGGUCAUAUUGAAGAACCUCCACCUUUGCCAAUGAAGAAAAAACACAUCUUGGCCUAUAUGGAAAUAUGUUCAGCCUCAACACAACAUCGCCACACAAUAUCGGAUUGCAAUUUAAACAGAAACAUAAAACACAGUCAAACAAUGAAUAUUGCUACAUUUGCCAAAGAGGAGUUUGUUGGCGACGAUUUAUCAGAAACCCCACCUGCUUUACCACCGAAAAACAACAAGCAAUUUAGAAACUCAACAUCACCUAUACCACCCACUAUUAUAACAACGCCACCGCCUAGUCCAAAACCGAGACAUUUAACUUCCGAUCACCGAAUACUAAUGGGUUCGGGGGCGGGCAAUGAAAUGAUGACCACCUUGUCGGAGGAGGUGGGUGAUCAAUAUGAUGAUGAGAGUGGUGUUAAUAUUUUACAUUCACAUGAACUACAAAAUGUUUACGAUACGUCCAUGCAGCAAAGAGGUACAAAUUCUUCGUCACCAUCGCCUUGCGAUAAAAUGGGACCGAACGGCGACUAUACAUCAAGUGAAAUGGAAGAAAUGGUCAAUUACAGCAACUACAAUAGAAAGAGUCCUAUGUGUACCGAAGAAAUCAAUCAUCUGCCUAAUAUUUUGGAAGAGGUUGAUAUAACCCCUUAUUUAGUAUUCAAUAACGACAAUGAGGAUGGUCCUGAGAUAAAAGGAGGCCACAUAGAUGCUUUAAUUGUUCAUGCGAGUCGUGUUCAAAAAGAUAAAGCUUUUAGUGAAGCAUUUAUAACAACGUUCCGGACUUUUAUACAACCCAUCGAUUUAAUUGAAAAGUUAACCCAUCGUUAUACAGUCUUCUUUUGCCAAUCAAAUGAUCAAAAACAAAAAGCGGCAAAGGAAACAUUUUCGCUAUUAGUCCGAGUUGUGAAUGAUUUAACCUGCACCGAUUUAACUUGCACAAAUCUACUGAAUUUAUUAGUGGAUUUUGUGUAUGAACUUGUAUGUGCCGGCCAAUUAUAUUUGGCCAAACUGCUGCGUAAACAAAUUGUAGAAAAGGUUAAUUUGUAUAAAGACUCACGUUUGCCUGCCUAUCCCACCAAUCCAAUGUUUUUCACGGUUACCAUUCAGCCCAGUUUACUGGAUUUUAAGGCCUUGGAAAUUGCCAAACAAAUGACUCUACUGGAUGCUGAACUAUUUCAGAAAAUUGAAAUACCUGAAGUUUUAAUAUUUGCCAAAGAUCAAUGUGAAGAGAAAUCACCAAAUUUAAAUAAAUUCACUGAACACUUUAAUAAAAUGUCCUAUUGGGCACGUUCGAAAAUACUGAUGUUAACCUGUGCCAAAGAACGCGAGAAAUAUGUAGAGAAAUUUAUUAAGAUAAUGACACAUUUGAAGAAAAUUCAUAAUUAUAAUUCAUAUUUGGCCUUAUUGUCUGCUUUGGAUUCGUCGCCCAUUAGAAGACUUGAAUGGAAUAAAUCGAUUAAAGAAAAUAUACAAAACAAUUGUAAUAUAAUUGACUCCAGUUCCAGUUUUCGUAACUACCGUCAAGCACUGGCAGAUACAUCACCUCCCUGCAUACCCUACAUUGGCCUUGUUUUACAAGAUCUAACGUUUGUUCAUGUUGGUAAUCCUGACUAUUUAAAAGACGGCGUUAUUAACUUUUCCAAACGUUGGCACCAAUACAAUAUUAUUGUAAAUAUGAAACGUUUCAAAAAAGGCUCUUAUACAUAUCGACGCAACGAACGUAUUAUAAGAUUCUUUGAAAAUUUUGAAAACUUCUUAGGUGAAGAAGAAAUGUGGCAAAUUUCGAAAACCAUUAAGCCUUAAGGCAAAUAAUGUACCAUAGUGCAUAAUUAAACUCUACACAACCCAACAUGCGUUAAUAUUUAAGAGAAACAAAAAACUAACAAAUAUGUAAUAAUAACAACAAAAAACAGGAAAUGUCAAUCUCUAAACUAUACACAAAACUAAAAAACAAAAUAUUGAGAAAAUUUUCCAAAAAAAAAGUAACACAAACACACACAAAAAUCUAUGAUAAAAAAAUCUAAUUUUACUUGCACAACGAAUGAUGAACGAUGUUAAAACUCACACACCCACACACUCACACACAAAAUGGUUUUAUUGAAGUGUUUGGUAUUUCCUUUUGCAUGCUUAAAAUAAAAAUGACUUUUAAUUUUAAAAAUAAUUCAAUAUUUUUUUACCCUUUAGCUGUAACAUUGUAUGUUGUUUUAAGAAAAGCUAAAUUAUUUAUUUCUAACAAAUUGGAAGGUUACUGCUUAAUUAUAUGCGGCAAUUAAAAAAAAAUAUUAUAUAGUUUUCUUAAGAGUUAUACAUUUUGUUAGUAAGUAACCCUCUGUAUUAAGGUGUUAUUAUGUAAUUCGAUUCAAAUGAAGAUUUUCUUUUUGUAUCGAAUUAUGUACUAAGCCUGUGGUCUAAGUCUUAAACUGAUUUUAUUUCUUAUUGAAUAAUAUUAUAAAUAAGUGUAAAUUAUACUUCUUUAAUUAUAAGAUUUUACAAAUAACUUUUUUUUUCCAAAAAAAUUUACUCUUUCAAAACUAUUUUCGUUUUGAAUUUAAUUAUAUUUAAAUAAUUUUUUAAUAUUUUCUAGAUUUUGUAUAAUUUAAAUAAAUUUUGCAAAGAAAAUUUUGCAAUUGUUUUUUUUUUCAUUAACACAAAAGGUAUCAAUAUAUAAUUAGCUAUAUAUAUUUUUAUAGUGCGUUUCCUGUAUGAUUGAAACAAGUUGUUUGGAGCAAAUCAUGAUGAAUAACUCAAUUUAAAAACAAAGUUGGCUAGCGUUUACGUUAAGCAAAUGAUAUCCCUAAAAUACCCAUUCCGCUCGACUAAUGUAAGUCAGGCCGAAAUUAGCGUUAUAAUCCAGAUUGAAUGAAAGAAUUUUUAAAAUCUAGUUGUCUUACUUUAAAUAAGAGAUAUAGAAGCAAAGUCUGCAAUCUCCAAUUAUGUCGUAAACUUAUCUAAUUUUGCCAUCUAAUUACAUUUAAUGAAUGAUUGUGAUCAGUCAAUAUGCCAAUACAAAAAUACGCCUUUAACCAAUAUAAAUCAAUGGAAAAAAUCUACCAAUUGAAGUAAAGACUACAAUGUCCAUUGGAUUACUGUAUGCUCUGGAAUUUAAAAUUAUUGUAAUUCUUUUCUAAGUGUUUUAAAAACCGUUUUAUUUUCAUUUUCAAAUGGGCUCAUGUUUUUUUAUAUUUUUUUAUUUUAUAAUUAAAUAUCUUUAAUCUAAACUAAAAUUUAUUUUCUAUUAGAGCACAUCAAACUAUUCCAAACGAAGAAAUAUCCAUUUGGUUAAAGCAAACAUAGAAAUUUCUAAAUUUCGUAUCAUAAUUGUGAAUUUGAUUCAAAAUUGCCUCAUAUAUUCAUCUCAUUCUAUUAUACUGAGUAACAAAACAUUUAAUAUAAUAAUUUGAAUUAAUACCUUUAGAGGAAAAGGUUUUUGUCAUUUACAUCAGGAACUGAAAAAGUCUAUAUUGCAGCCUUUGCUUCUAAACACCUCAAAUGAUGUAUGUAGUCAGAAGCAAAAAAAAACAGAUAUUUUGAUUUGUAAAGUUAUGGUUAAUUACAUAUUACUGAACACAUUUUUAAAGCUCUUCCCAGUUCCCUCGCAUUACAUUUUUAGUUAAACGAUAGUAUAAAAGGUAACAUUAUAGGAAAUGUUAAAAAUUAAAAAUAAUUUAAAAAUUGCUCUUACUGCGAAGCUAUCCAAAUUAGACUUGUUACAUCUUAAAUUUGAAAUUUACCUUGAUAUUCUAAAAUAUCCAAAUUUGAAUCUCCAAAUGACAUACGUUUUUUUUUCGAAAUUCCCCUUAUGAGUUGGUAAGAAUCACAUAAUUAGAACAAAGUUUCAGAAAUUAUUUUUAAUGUAAAAUCAGGCCCUUAAAUUUUAAUUUUUGUUACGAUUUUAUCAUCGUCAUAAAGAUCAGAAUACGGCAGUUAAUAUACAAUUUUCGUGUAUUGUAUAUGAUUUUUGCAAACACAGUAUUUUCAAAUAAUGGCUAUGCUUUUGGUUUUCCAUUGAUGCUACAUAAUUUCUGGUAUCAACAUAAUUUGCAACAGAUCAAGCAGUUUGAAGUAUUUUGCUGAUGGGUAAAAUCUAUAGGAAAUCAAAAACAAAAUUUCAAGUUUUAUUGGAAGUCAUUUGGAAAUCAAACUAGUGACCCAAAAUAAGACUUUGUAUAAGUAAUUUCAUAAAGUAUUAGAACAAACAUUUUUCACGGGAAAUUAUAACCAAGACUUUACAAAUUGUUAUAUAUAAAAACUAUAUUAAUCGGUUAACCGAUUACUAUUGCUAAACAUUUAAUACAUUUGUGGUAUUCAAAUAGUCUGCUAUUAAGUCAUAUUGUCAUAAUGUCCUAAUAUAUUUUGAUAGUUUAAACGAAUUGUUCUAAACUAAUAAGACUUUUUGAACUAUGUUUAUUGUUUUGUCAUAAAAUAACACUUUUUUUGGAAGCACAACAACAAUCUGUUUAAACUAUAUUAAUAACUAUAUUAAUGACUUAAUAGCAGACCGUUUGAAUAUCCAAAUUAUUUCAAUAAUUAUAGAAAUAUUCUAAGGCUUUUUAACUAAUUUUUUUAAUAUUUAUUAGAAAAUCAGCCUUUAAAAUUCACACAAAUGUUUUCUAAAGGGUUGAAAAAUUAUUAUUAUUUUUUUUUAAUUUUAAUGGUCACAGCACUUUUUCUUAAAAAAGAAAAAAUAAAUACAAAAAACUAAAAAAAAAUAUUGUACAAAAGUUGCUUUUAAAUAUACCUACUACAUAUAAAUAGAAUAUUUAAAAAUAAGUUCAUUUGUGGUUUUAUUUUUAUUUUUAAUUUAAAAUCAUCCAACAUUCAAACCAAAAAUCAUUUGUCAUUUUGGCACAUUUGCAUGAUGAGCAUGUGUUUGUCCCAUGCACUUUUCUAAUGAACAAACUCCUCUAAUACUUUACUAUAUAUCUAUAUAUAUAAAAACAACAAUCUAUAGAUAUAUAUACAUUAGGUUGGCUCCAAAAAGAAAGUUGCGGAUGUUUCCAAAUAAAAUAAAAUUUGUAUUCAUUGUAAGAUACAUACUGUUUCUCAAAAUGUUUGUCUAUAAUGGCGUCAAUAUUUAGUAAGCUGGAUUCAAGAAUAAAAAGGUCCUCUUUUUAAGGUUUUUAUGAUAAUUUUUUCAUAAUUCUGGCAAAAAAAAAAUGUUGAGAAAUGGUCUCCUAAAAUAAAAUAAACUUUCAUUUUAAUUGGGAACAUCGACACUUUAAAAACGGGGCCUCUCUAAUAUACAUACAUAAAUCAUUCACCUUAUACACUCACACACACAAGGAAUCAAGACUGUCUUUAUUAGAUGUAAAUAUAAAUAUAUACUUUUAUAAGUGCAUAUAUAAAUCUUUAUUUCUUCUUUAAUUGGGCAAAAUUUAUAAUUUAAUAUUCCUGGAAAAAACUUACUCCUCCUCAAUUUUAUUUGAACUUAAAUUUAUAGUUACUUGACUCCCAGCAAUUCAGGCUAGUUUACAGAUUUCGAACAUACAUAAAUACUUCUAUAUAAAAUAAAAAAAAAUCUGAAUAAAAUUCUGAGUUAAGUCUGUGUUAUAUUGUGUUUGUAAGGUAAACUAGUAAACUUUUCUGAGCUUAUGUUUUUCAAAAGAUUUAAAUAUUUUAUUGUUUUAUCCUUUUUCAAAUUGUUUUAGCACAAAUUUUAUAUAAAAUCCAGUCAUGCCAUCAGGGUUAAAUGUUGAACAAUUAGUUUAAAGAUUUGGAAAAUAAGUCAAAGAUAUCUGACAGUCUGCUUGAUGCCAACAACAAUCAAUGAGUCAUCAAGCAUAUCGGAACGUAGUAUAUUUCAAAGCAAGUUUUAGUCGUCAGAUAUACAGUGGUUGACAAUACAAUGGAAACUUUUCCAUAGAUUGAAUUUAUAAUUUGAAAUCGCAAAAAAAUUGUAAGUAAUUUGGAUAUUUUUUAAUUAAUUCAAUUCUGAAAAUAGUAACCAACUAAAAAGUAGUUAUUAUAUAAUGGUGUUGUUAAAACAAUGGAAUCAGUGUGACCACACGAAAAUAUUAUCAAACUUAUCGAGGAAGUUGAGACAUAAUCUUGCUAAAGAUAUUUUAUGACAACAGGUCGUAGAUGCUAUCUAGGUAAAUUUAAAAGAUUGCAAAGGAAAAUGGGCAAAUCUCCGCACCUCUUUCAAUUGCAAUUUGGAAUAAUUCAGAAGAAAAAAGUCAGGCCAAGGCAGUGUGAAUAAUUUCAAAUUGUUUGUUUCAAAUGAUUUGACAGUUCUGUCAAUGUCUGUUAGACAUUUGGCAAUUUUUGCCAAACAACAAUCUGACAACCGUGUGAACUGACAAUCUUUGUUGGCAGAUGAAUUUAUUGUCUGACAAUCGUCUGAACUGACAAUUUACCAUUUGAUACAAAUUUGUCAUUGUCAGUACAUUGCCAGCACAUUUCCAGAUAUAAUAACAUUGUAAGAUCUGACAACCGUCUACACAUAGCUUUAUUUGUGUAUUUGGGUUCCAGUACUCCCAUCACUUCCUCUUAAAUUGUAUUUGGUUGCAUUCGAAAAGAGAUCAGUGUUUCAUUUCUGUCUCAAGCGGUUAAAAUUUUUUAGAAAUAAGAGUGUUUUUCGCAGGGAGAAAGCAACCAUGACCAACCAGCAUCAAUUUUAAAUUAUUAAUAAACUCUCGAGCAGUAAAUUUUUGGGAAUUUCUUAAAAACUUACCUGCCACACAAAAUUUAUUUUUAAAUUUUUGAAACUGCUUACAUAUUUAUGUAUUAUUUUUGCUUCAAAAUAGCAUUAUUUUUUUUUUGCCAUUUUUGUUUUUAAACAAACUGUAACCCCCAGAGUGAUAGUCCAGCACACUAUCGUUUAGUCUAUCGGGAACAAUCUAUAUAUGUAUAGUUUUUACAAAUUGGCAUGUUUUUGAAAACUGAAAUUACGAAAUAUAUGUAAUUUUCAAAAAUGUUUUCAUUGUUUUGUCACUCGCUGUAUUUUAACGUCUUUUGAGGUUGUUUGUGAUUAGCAGCAGUGAUCUAAAAGUAAUGUUCAACUUAUUUCAAAUCACUAAUCUGUCAAAUCAGUUGUUACAGAUACGAUUUUCAAGAAUAUUCAUAAUUUCUACCGGCAUAUUGUAUACAAAUAUAAACAUAAUAUGUGUAUAGUUGGUAAAGCCAGAUUCUGUUUAAACAUUAACCCUUAAUCCUUUAAACUUUACUAUUUUUUUCAAUUUUAUAAAAAACUUAAGAAUCUAAAGUAUGUACACAUAAAUUAUUAAAAUCAUACAAGUUUAAGAAUAUAUUUUAAAUAUUGUUCUUAUUAUUAUUUAACAAUUUAUUAUUGUUUAUCUUAAAAUUAAAAAAAAAAAAAAUACAUUAACUACACUUUACAUAUAUACAUAGUUAUGUAUAUUUACAUUACAUUAUAUACAUACAUAUAUUUAUAUUAAUUUAUUUUAUAUAGUAACAUUUCAAACAACAACUACAAAAAAAAUGUGUUUAUUUUUAUACUCAAUCAUUAAAACAACAAAAUGAUACUAACUAAAUUUAUAAAUAAAUAAAUAAGUCAUUGUAAUUCAAUAUCUAUUUGCAAUCAAAUCAAUCAUAUAUUUAAAUAUACAUACAUACAUACAUUAAUGUAUAGUUCAUUUCAUGAAAUCACUUUCAAAACUAUACCUCUGGCCCUGGUUCUACAAAUUGUUCUGGUAUUUGACAUACACACACUCUAAGAAACCGACAAUUUUAUAUUUACUUAUAUUCUUACUUCUACUUUAAUUCUAUGGUUAUAGUAUCCUAAAUUUAGUGGCCAUAUCUAAACCGAUUUUACUGAUUCCAAAUCUGGCUCGCUUAGAGUAUGUGUGCGAGCAAAUUGCAUAUUUUUCAUGAAUUGUACAUUAUUAUACAAUUUUCAUCAUUUAUUAUUGUUUUCCAUUUCCGUUGUGUAUUUUUUGUGUGCAAUUUUGUUUUUGUAACUGAUAUUAGUAUGUAGAUUUUGAAAAUUAUAUUUAUUAUUUUUGUUUUUAACAAUCUUACAUUAUAUUUGCAAUAUUUAUAUGCAUACUUAUACUGAAACAAACAAUUUAAAAAAAACAACUCCAUAAUAAAACAAGAAAUUAUUAAUUACAUAAAUAUAUAUAUUAAAAAAGAAAAACAAAAUGAAAGUGUUUAGUAGUAUAUACAUAUAUAUUUUUUGAAAUACUAAAUUUUAUUUAUGUUUAAUAAUUUUUUUAUUUACUACUAUUAAAUAUUAAAAAAAAUAAAACUAAAAACAAUAUACAAACAUACAUACAUUUAACAUAGUAAUAUUACUGUAUUAAGAAAUUAAUGAUAUAUUAGAACAAAUUUACUAAUAUUUCAGCAAAUAAAUAAAUAUAUAUGAGAAAAAAACAAAUAAAUUAAUAAUAGAUGAGAUCAAACCAACAAGAAUUAAAAAAAUAAAACAACAAAUUUAAUUGAAUGUACACAAAAACUAUACUAAA
Calliphora vicina (urban bluebottle blowfly) is the source of this 10584-nucleotide messenger RNA. RefSeq names its product C3G guanyl-nucleotide exchange factor (gene C3G). NCBI's taxonomy places the organism in Eukaryota, Metazoa, Arthropoda, Insecta, Diptera, Calliphoridae. Gene Ontology annotation, cellular component: plasma membrane. Gene Ontology annotation, molecular function: guanyl-nucleotide exchange factor activity. The transcript has 20 exons. Bases 173 to 3961 code for a protein of 1262 amino acids. The record is from RefSeq and is a predicted model, not a curated record. Gene Ontology annotation, biological process: positive regulation of GTPase activity; Ras protein signal transduction.